AUGUCAAAACUGUGUGGUUUGAACGUAGUUCAGCUACGAGAAGAACUACAGAAACAAAGCCUUGUUACAAGUGGCAACAAAGAAGUACUUGUAGCACUCAGAACGACAGACAGAGGAGUUAAAACAGAUCAAAGAACAGUCCGAACGACAGACAGUAGAGUUAAAACAACAGAUCAAGGAACAGUCCGAACAGAUCAAGGAACAGUCCGAACGACAGAGGAGUUGAAACAGAUCAAAAAACAGUCCGAACGACAGUCCGAACGACAGACAGAGGAGUUAAAACAGAUCAAGGAACAGUCCGAACGACAGACAGAGGAGUUAAAACAGAUCAAGGACCAGCUAAAACACGUAAAAUUGGAAGUGGCAGAACAGAUUAAAGAACAGUCAACAAGAAUAGAAAUGAUCGAGCAGAAACUUGAUCGUCAGACCGUUGAGGUAGAUCACAAGAUAGACAAAUUGAAGCGAGAAUUGGAGCAAUCCAAAAAAAUGGCCAUGCCGUUAGAUCACGCAUCCGGAAGAACUUUGAAGGUACCAGCAUUUGACGGAGAGAUGUCCUGGAACGUUUAUAAAACCCAGUUCGAAGCAGCGGCAACUAGUUCAGCAGCAGAGGUUCUUCGGACGAUUCCGGCGGAGAACCACUUCAACAAUGAAGUUCUUGUUAGCGCGUUGGAUUUACGUUAUGGUGAAGAACACAUGAAACAGAUUUAUCGGUCUCAGCUUAGAAACAGAACGCAACGAUCUGGUGAAUCCAUUCAGCAGCUGGCACAAGAUAUCGAACGGUUGACAUUGCUGUCGUAUCCGACAUCAGACCUCGAGCAUAGAGACGAAACUGCCCUGGAUACGUUUAUCAAAGCCCUUCGUGAUUUGGAACUCAAGCAAUCCCUUCUCUUGUCAGAUAAACGAAAACUCAAGGAUGCCGUUGCGCACAAUCUCACUUUUGAAUCGGCACAGCAGGCAUCAAAAAGUGACGUACGUCUACGCCAAAUUCAUGAAGAAUGCCCUUGCCAGAAGGUGGUUGUGAAACACGAACAUCAACAGCAUGGUGUACCCCAAUGCUGGGUUUGUGGUGAAAAAGGCCAUCUACGUCGUGAUUGUAAACACCGCCUAGAAGAUAACUACUGCCAAAAUUGCGCGACAAGAUGGCGCAAAAGAAGAGAAGAUGAUCUUGUAUCACGAUCGGCCCCUUCUAACGAAGGGGCGAAAAACUAA
Molecule: messenger RNA, 1209 nt
Organism: Helobdella robusta
Lineage: Eukaryota; Metazoa; Annelida; Clitellata; Rhynchobdellida; Glossiphoniidae
Exons: 3
Coding region: 1-1209 (402 amino acids)
Molecular function (GO): zinc ion binding; nucleic acid binding
Source: RefSeq, a predicted model, not a curated record